AUGUUUUCAUUUUUCUUGAUACUUUUUCUUCUAAAUAUUACUACAAAUUAUUCAUUAAUAUCUAAUAAACAACCUAUUAUAUCUAACGAAUAUCUUGGUAAUACUGGAAAACAUCUUUUUCAUUUUGUACAAAUAACUGAUACUCAUAUAACUCAUCUCGGUCAUGCCGAACGAAGACAACAAUUCGAACAAUUUUGUAAUCAAAUUAUAAAAGCAUUAGUAAAACCACAAGUUACUAUUGUAACAGGUGAUCUUGUGAACAGUGUUAGCAGUUCAACAGAUCGAUUAUUUGGAACAGAACAAUAUGAAGAAGAAUGGAGUAUUUAUAGAGAUGUAUUAAUUCGAACUAAUGUUACAGCACAUACAAAAUGGCUUGAUAUAAGAGGAAAUCAUGAUGUAUUCAUGGAUUCAGAUCCAGAUUCAUCAAAAAGUUUUUAUCGUAUUUACUCACAUCAAGGACAUAAUCAUAGUGGUUCAUAUGAAUAUACAUUAAGAACAGAAGAUGAUGAUAGGUAUUCAUUUGUUGCUGUUGAUAUGUGUCCAAGACCAGGUAUUGGUCGUCCAUUUAAUUUUCUUGGUCAUAUUAGUAAAAAAGAAAUGAAAAUUUUAAAAAAAUUAUUUGAAAAAACUAAAAAUUCUACUUCAACAAUAUUUUUCGGUCAUUAUCCAUUAACAUUUACUUAUUCAAAAGGACUUGAUCAAAUAAUGAAAUAUGGUAUUGCUUAUUUAAAUGGUCAUCUUCAUUCUGGUAUUAAACAUUUAUAUGCUCGUCAUUCAAAUGGAUUACUUGAACUUGAAUUAGGAGAUUGGAAAGAUAAACGACGAUUUCGUAUAUUAACCAUUGAUUCGGGUUUAUUAUCUUUCGAAGAUUUUCGAUUUAGUCAACCUAUAUAUGCUAUUAUAUCAAAUCCAAAAGCAUCAAAAUUUCUCACACCAAGAGAACCAUUCCAUCGUUUAAGUCAUAGUACUCAUAUAAGGAUUGUUAUUUUUUCAAAAUUAUCUAUUAGUAAUGUUAUUAUUUCAAUAGAUGAACAAUAUAUUGGUUCAGCGAUUCAAUCGAAUGAUAAUGGAAAUUUAUUUAUUCUUCCAUGGAAUACAAGUUUAUAUAACGAUGAAAAUCUUCAUAAAAUAUUUGUUGAAAUUAAAGAUAGUGGAAAUAAUACAAUAAUUUUACAACAUGAAUUUUCUUUAUCAUUACCAACAUCAAUAAAAUGGAAUCGAUCUAGAAUAAUUCUUACCAUUCAUCAACCAACUUUUGGCUUUGUUAUUUUAAUUUUAUCUUUAUUUGCUUAUAUUUUCAUAUUAUUAUAUUAUCGAUAUCAAGCGAAACAGAAAUCAUGUCCAUGGUAUUUCGGAUAUUUAACACCAGACCAUUUUGGCGCAGCAUUUCUUUGGGGUACAUUAAUACGAGGAGCUUAUUUACCACCUGAUUCACAAAUAUUUUCAGGAAUCGUUCUAGUAAUUUAA
Rotaria sp. Silwood2 is the source of this 1467-nucleotide messenger RNA. Lineage: Eukaryota; Metazoa; Rotifera; Eurotatoria; Philodinida; Philodinidae. The record is from the annotation of a GenBank genome assembly.